Molecule: messenger RNA, 1251 nt
Organism: Anneissia japonica
Lineage: Eukaryota; Metazoa; Echinodermata; Crinoidea; Comatulida; Comatulidae
Product: MAM and LDL-receptor class A domain-containing protein 2-like
Exons: 7
Cellular component (GO): membrane
Source: RefSeq, a predicted model, not a curated record
AUGGUAUUUGCUGUGACUUCAAUUAUGGGUGGUGUGGCUGGAAUCACAGCUCUAGUAUGCCUUAUCAAUGGCAGCGUUCUUCUGCAAGAAUCAAUGGCGCUAAUGAAAGCACUCGUUACUCUGCAUCAGUUUUAUGGACGUGCUUACGACCCUAACGAAAUAGUGGUUGCUGAUAAUAUUUAUAUCACUGAAGGAAUAUGCUUGAAAAAUGAAGGUGGUAGUUGCUGUGACUUCGAAUAUAACUGGUGUGGCUGGACUAAUUAUUACUCUAGUUCUAAUCUGUGGACGCGUUCCUCUGGGAGUAUCGGUAUUGGUCAAGAUGGUUACUACAUAUAUGUACAAUCCUCAUCUGGAUAUCGAUACGGGAAGCUUAGAAGUCCUAAAAUACAAGCUACUUGGGGAGAAUUUUGCUUGACAUUUUACUAUUAUGCGAGUGAUGUAAACCAAUAUCUACGCAUCUAUCAAGAUAAUACUAAUUCAUUUCGUGAUGUAUUCUUCGUUCGUGGCGACAGCAGUAGUCAAUGGGAGUAUGUCAGUUUACAAUUAGUUAACCGUUACAAUUACGAGCUGAUGUUAAGAGUAGAUGCUACUAACGGAAAGAUAGCAGUCGACAACAUUUGUAUCAUUGAAGGGCUAUGUGCUGAAAAUAAUGUUAAAGACACCGAAAAACCUGAAUUAAGAUGUCCGGAGGACGAGACUGUGGAUACCGAUGACGGUAAAGCCACGGCGUCAGUUGACUAUUCAAGAAAAAUAAAUGCAAAUGACAACUCCGGGAAUACAUCUACAAUCAUACCUUAUCCCAAUGAAACAUUUCCUGUUGAUAUUGGAACCGGAGCACACGUCAUGUUCACCUUUACGGUUAAUGACUCGUCAGGGAAUAAUGCUACUUGUACAUUUACCAUAACUGUCCAAUAUACAGAAAAGCCUACAAUAAACUGUACACCGGACGAGACCAUUGACACUGAUGAGGGUAGUGCCACGGCGCCAGUUGACUAUUCAAAUAGAGAAAAGCCUACUGUAAACUGUCCACCGGACGAGACCAUUGACACUGAUGAGGGUAGUGCCACGGUGUCAGUUGACUAUUCAAGUAAAAUAAAUGCAACUGACAACUCCGGGGAUAUCCCUACCAUCUCUCCUAAACCCAAUGAAACAUUUCCUGUUGAUAUUGGAAUUGGGCCACACAAGUUCUCUUUUACCGCUACGGACUCGUCAGGGAAUUAUGAUAAUUGUAUGUUUACUAUCCAAGGUUAG